Molecule: messenger RNA, 787 nt
Organism: Tricharina praecox
Lineage: Eukaryota; Fungi; Ascomycota; Pezizomycetes; Pezizales; Pyronemataceae
Product: ribosomal protein L37ae
Exons: 4
Coding region: 131-409 (92 amino acids)
Biological process (GO): translation
Cellular component (GO): ribosome
Molecular function (GO): structural constituent of ribosome
Source: RefSeq, a predicted model, not a curated record
GCGCACAAUCGGGCUGCUGCAAUUCCCGACUUGACGACCGAACGACGACGCCAGUGACUACACGAUUAACCGACAACCACAACCCUCCCGAAAAGCUCCCCCAGUUCGGUAGAAUCCACACAACGACAAGAUGACGAAGCGCACAAAGAAGGUCGGAGUGACCGGUAAAUACGGUGUCAGGUACGGUGCCUCGCUCCGUAAGCAGGUCAAGAAGAUGGAGAUCUCGCAGCACGCCCGCUACACCUGCACUUUCUGCGGAAAGAACUCUGUCAAGCGCAAGGCCGUUGGAAUCUGGGAGUGCAAGUCCUGCAAGAAGACCGUUGCUGGAGGAGCCUGGACCGUCUCGACUGCUGCCGCCGCCGCCUCGCGAUCCACCAUCCGUCGUCUCCGCGAGCUCGCCGAGGUGUAAAUUUCUUCGUUUUCACUGGAGCUGCUUUUUCUUCGUGGUUGGCGCGUUGGGGAACUACAACUUUUUCGGUAGAAUCAAUGAAUAAAACUCUCCGAGAUCGUUGAAACAACAAUGGGGUCCUUUUCGGAGUUUUUUUUUCUUUUCUUUUCUCCUGGCAAUGGAUUGUUUGCUUUACAUACUGUCGGCUCUGCUCUGCUCGGAUGUUGUUUUACUGCAAAAUAAAACGGGAUUCGAAGCAGAUUGCUACAGAGAGUAUCAGGCGGAAAUCACCCAGAUCGGACGAGCUCUUCCUUUAUCGCAGAUCUCGAGGCCGGUUCAGUGAUGACAAGGCAACUGUCGAGCUUUGCUCUUGCUCUUCACUGCUCUGCCGAGACCAAG